Messenger RNA from Parnassius apollo (apollo), 1161 nucleotides. NCBI's taxonomy places the organism in Eukaryota, Metazoa, Arthropoda, Insecta, Lepidoptera, Papilionidae. The record is from the annotation of a GenBank genome assembly.
AUGGCUGCAUCUUUUGUAACCAUCGCAGCGUUCGCAGUUUAUGAAGAAAAUAUUGAUGAUAAAGAAUUUGAUGUCGAUUUGGAAGAGGUAACGGACAGAAAGGGAAAAAUACUGUUCCCUUUCGUAAGCAUAGUUCGCUUCGCAAACACUGAUUGCUCGAGUGCUAACACUAUGAAUGGUACUUGCUUGGCGCGCAGAGAAUGCAAUAAUCUUAACGGGACCAUCACAGGAACGUGCGCUUCUAGAAGAGGGAGGUGUUGCAUCGUUUCAAGGAGCUGUGGAUCCACUACUAACGUUAACAACACUUACUUCACAAGCCCCGGAUACCCGGCUGCGUACGCCGGCGGCCAGAGCUGCAGUAUCAUAGUCAAUCGCUGUAACGCUGACAUCUGUCAGCUUCGUAUAGAUUUCUUGGACAUGGUGCUAGCACAGCCAAAUGGUGACGGCGUGUGUGCAACAGACGCCAUUACCAUCACCGGUGGAAACACUAUAGUGCCCACCAUCUGUGGUGACAAUACGGGCCAAACCCUGUUCGUGGACUUUAACGGAAACACAGCUAUAACCAUUACAGUCACAGCAACUUCGGCCACAACGUUCUCCAGAAGAUGGAACCUCAGGCUCAUUCAGCUUGGUUGCGAUUGUCCGGGUAUAGCUCCUAACGGUUGCUUGCAGUACUAUACGGGCGUAACUGGCACCAUAAAUAGUUUCAAUUAUGGUACGACCUCAAACACGGCGCUCAGUUCCUCCCUUGUCACGGGCACGCGGCAGAUCGCCAACUUGAACUACGGUAUAUGUAUCCGAAUGGAGGCAGGGUACUGUGCUAUACAGUAUGCUCAGGCCUCAAGUGAUGCCUAUUCGUUCACUGUGACCGGCGACGUGGAGGGAGCCGACAGCACUGUUCUCGGUACGACAAUAGGCGCAUUGAAUGGUAUCACGUGUACUACUGAUUUCGUGGUUAUUCCUAAUCCGACGAUCGUAUCCACUGGUGUCUCAGUCGGCAGCGAUCGUUUUUGUGGUCUCGGAUUUGUCACCGUUCAAAGUGCAGCGAAGCCUUUCGUGCUUUACGUCGUGACAAACGGAGACGAAGGUGCAACUGCUACAUCCGCGCCUGACGUCGCUAAUCGAGGAUUUUCAAUCAGUUAUUCACAAAUUGCUUGUUAA